UAGUACUCCUCGGUCCUCAUCUGUUAAUACCGUAAUAAAAGCAUGUACUUCAAUAAUUCAAUACAGAAUCCAAUGUCGGUCUUCUGAAUUCCCAGCUCAAUAAUUUGGAUUCUUGCACACUACCCAAGUUUAGGGAAGUGCAGCCAUUCCGGUUUGCCGAAACAAAACAAAGUAGGAAGAAAGAAAAAAAAAAAUGAGAGUGAACUGGAAGUCAUGGUCUCUGAACAAGCAUCAACACGUGCUUGUAAAGCUUGCUGUUGCUGUUCUCUUAGUGGGUCUUGCUUUUAGGCUCUUCGUUUCUCGUUCUAAAGGAUUUGCAUCUGAUUUAGAAUCCCCUGUGUUGGGGAAAGAGCAAGUUCAAGGGCCAGACUUGAAACCUCCUGUCUCUGUUGAAAUACCUGAAAAUGAAGAUCAGAUACCUCUAGAUAUUGUUGCAGAAAAGUGUGAUCUCUUUACAGGGGAUUGGAUACCCAGUCCCUCAGGCCCAACUUACACCAACAAGAGCUGCCCCUUGAUAGAGGGUCAUCAGAAUUGUAUGAGGAAUGGCCGCCCUGAUCCUGAGUAUCUAUACUGGAAGUGGAAACCGCGUGAUUGUCAGUUACCGCGAUUUAAUGCAGGGAGAUUUCUGGAGUUGAUGAGAAAUAAAGCAUGGGCUUUGAUUGGUGAUUCCAUAUCUCGGAACCAUGUGCAGUCACUGCUGUGCAUGCUCACAACAGUUGAACGACCUGUUGAGGUUUACCAUGACGGGGAAUACAAAUCAAAGAGAUGGCAUUUCCCGUCAUACAAUUUCACAAUAUCAAAUAUUUGGUCUCCUUUUCUUGUAAAGGCUGCAAUUUUUGAAGAUAACAACGGUGUUUCUACAGCUGAAGUUCAGCUGCAUCUGGACAAGCUUGAUAAGACAUGGACAGAUGUCUACCAGAGCUUAGAUUACAUGAUAAUCUCAACUGGAAAAUGGUUUCUCAAGGCUGCGAUCUACCAUGAGAAUGAUACCAUAGUUGGCUGCCAUAUAUGUCCUGAAAAAAACCUGACAGAAUUAGGAUUUGUUUAUGCUUACAACAAAACCCUCCACUAUGUCAUGGACUUCAUUGCAACAUCAAAGCAUAAGGGCUUGAUCUUUUUUAGGACAUCCACGCCAGAUCACUUUGAGAACGGGGAAUGGCAUAAUGGAGGAACUUGUCGGAGGAUAACACCAGCUAAAGAAGGAGAGAUUGAAAUAAAGGACUUGAACAGGAUUCUACGCAAUGUUGAAUUGGAAGAGUUUGAGAAGACAGCAGCAAAAGCUGCUGACAAUGGGGUGAAACUUAAGCUUCUUGACUUCACAAAUCUCUUAUUGUUGAGGCCGGAUGGGCACCCAGGACCAUACCGUCAGUUUCAGCCAUUUGCGGAGAACAAAACAGAGGUUGUUCAGAAUGACUGUCUACAUUGGUGUUUACCAGGACCAAUAGACUUUUGGAACGAUGUGAUUAUGGAAAUGGUGGUUAAUGGUUAGUUAAGAAAUUUCCCUGCGCCAUUCUAGAGGUUGUUUUGUCUCAGGAAUUUUGACAGUGCAAAAGCCUGAGUGAUUCUCCUUCAUAGCUAUUAGAUGAACCCUGGCAUUUUAUCAUCUGAAUGCCAGUGGUUCCUCUGUUUCCCUCCGCUGAGUCACUCAUCGUUCUCUGCCUCAUACAGGGAAUUACUGGAUAGGAAUAGAAUCCAUGAAUAGAUAAAUCAUACUUGUUUGUAAUCCAUGCAUUAAAAAUUGUAACUUCGAUUCUAGAAUUCAUUGAUUGCUGCACAUUGCUGUAUACAUGAUUAGAGUAAUGGUACCUGCGCA
Theobroma cacao (cacao) is the source of this 1813-nucleotide messenger RNA. RefSeq names its product protein trichome birefringence-like 23. Gene Ontology annotation, molecular function: O-acetyltransferase activity. Lineage: Eukaryota; Viridiplantae; Streptophyta; Magnoliopsida; Malvales; Malvaceae. The record is from RefSeq and is a predicted model, not a curated record. Gene Ontology annotation, cellular component: Golgi apparatus.